This is a messenger RNA of Kickxella alabastrina, 2483 nucleotides long. RefSeq lists its product as uncharacterized. The transcript has a single exon. The record is from RefSeq and is a predicted model, not a curated record. Lineage: Eukaryota; Fungi; Kickxellomycota; Kickxellomycetes; Kickxellales; Kickxellaceae. Bases 157 to 2268 code for a protein of 703 amino acids.
CUUCUCAGCCAGAUACAAAUUGAAGCUACAAGGGUUUUUUUUUAUUAUUAUUAUUAUUAGCCUUGCAUUCACACUGUUGCAUUUGAAUCCACAAACACACUUUUCUUUAUUCCGCCAGUCAACGCGUAGGCAAUUCAUAGUCGCAAUUAAAUCACAAUGGCCGGCGCUCGACGGCAGCAGGGCCAGCCAAUGGCAACAACAGGCAAAGUGUCCAUUCACAACCUAGUAACCGAAGGGCUUCUAACCGAGGGCAACAUAAUAGUGUGCAACAGCUGGCCAUUCACCGCAGUGGUGACGGCGCUGGGAACAUUUGAUGCCCACUGGCAGCCAUUGCCCGAGGACUUUAUUGCCGGGUACGGCACCGAAUUCAUGCGCGCCCAGUUUGAGACUCCGUCGGCGUGGGCCACGGCUGUCUGCAGGGUGAUGCGGGCGCAGCAGCGGGCGCACCAGCGAGCGCUGAAGAGCACCAGCGAUGAGAUGGCUGCCAAGAGGGGCAAGCAUCUGCCGUCGACAGGCGGGUCUGGCGAGAGCCGCGUGGCUGUUAACGGGUGGACUGCUUGUCGGGUCAGAAUAUCCAGAGGCGAUCCGAAUCGCCAGUUGGCACUUCGCCUGGACGCGGAGGCGCAGUGUACGGAAGAGGCGGACGACGAGCGGAUACUGCACUUGGUCGACGCAAGCCCUGAUGAUAUUGAAAUCACUCUGGAUGCCCUGCGCCGAGAGCUCUGUGCGCGGGUGGCCAGGGUGCGCCAGAGAGGCAGGGAUGUUCUGAGGGGCAUUUCGGAGGACUCGCAUGAUCGGCCCAUGCUUGUGGAUGCCGACGAGCCGGAUGCUAGUGGGUCUGACGAGGACCGGCUCUUGCCAGACUUGGCCAACGAUGUGUCGCAGGGCGCUGUUGUCGAUGGCCUAGCGAGGCGGGUUGAGAGCGAUCUGGCGCUUGGCUGCAUCAAACAGCGCCGCGCCGCUGCCGCCGCUGCAGAUGCCAUUUCAGCUGCUGCCAAUGCUCUGUCGCUGUCUGCAAAGCCCAGCGUGGCGGGCUUGGGCGAACGCAAGAGCAGUAUGCAUAGCCGGAAACGCAAGAGCAUCCCGGAUAUGUCGCGGCACGCCAAGCUGUCCCGGGUGCCCACAGAGAACAGUGACGACAGCUGUGAGGACAUGGUCGUGACCAACGGCGAAACAAGCGUCAAGCAGCUGGUCAGCGAGCGGACACGAGAGCAGCUGGAUUACUUUAAGAGCAAGGCCAUGGCGCUUAAGCGCACCCAGGCGGAGAUCAAGGCGUUACGGUACCAGCGUCGCCAGCAGCUCAAACGCGCGAUUGCCAGCGCUCUCGAUAGCUGGCUUCGCGCUCGAAAGCAGAGCCGCCAGCGAGAGAGCACCGCGAGCCCAUUGCUGAUGACGCGCGCGCAGUCGCUGGAGUCCUUGGGGAGCAGCCCGGCUGGCGUCACCCCGAUGGCCCUGCCGCUUGCCGCAGCCUUUGGGGGCAUGCUGCCGGUAGUGUCGGCCACAGCGAAAAACGAUUUGCCCUCGAGGACUGCACGGAUUAUGGUGCCCCGCACGGCCCUGCGAUCUGUCAUCAGCGGGGAGCUCGAUAUGUGCACGCAGUGCGCGUCGACUGGCGACUCCCUGCUGCCGUGCAGUGGUUGUGGCGACAGGUACCACAGUUUUUGUGCGCCGCCACCGCUGUCGGCAUCCUGUCGCCUGCUGUUGUGCCCCUUGUGUCGUGUGUGCUCGAGCUGCGUGGAUGACCAGCUUGCGGACGAUCUGCUGCAGUGCGACGACUGCGGCCUUUUGAUGCACGCGCAAUGCAGCGGCCAGGAGACCGAGCACCCGGAGGGCCUCUCUGGCCUGGUUUCUGAGAGCGGUGGUCGCUGGGUCUGCGACAAGUGCGUGCAUUGCCUUGAGUGCGACUUCAAGAUGACAACGACGAGCUCGGACUCUGACGAGCUUUUUCGGGAGCGGCGGCGGUGGAACUACGACUACACGCUGUGCGGCAGCUGUGCCCCGCAAAUCGAAAAGGCCAAGGUGUGUCCGCAGUGCGUGGCCACGUACUCCAACUGCAAGAUGGGCACCAAUAUGGUGUGCUGCGAUAUCUGCGCUUUUUGGAUCCACACGGACUGCGAUUCAGGGCUGACCCCCGAUGUCUACGACGCGCUGAUCACGCUCGAAGACGACGCGCCAUAUGUUUGUCCGACGUGCGCGGCCAUGGCGACGGGGGACACUCCCGCGAGCUGCUCGGCGACCCGGCCACCAGGCUGCCGCGCUGCCUGCUGACGGCCAGCCCUGAGACCAGAGCACAGACUAACAGGCUUAAAUCUUGCUUUGAUGUAAAAACUGCGGCAAAGACUGAGACUGAGGUCGCCAAUAUGCUUCUGAGCCUGACUCAUUCUGACGUGCGCUUUGGCCGCGACUGCUUUGACACCGAAGCCCUGGAAACGCGAUUUUGUACGGCGGCUCAGGACUGGCGUCAAUGCGCCCUCUGUGCGCUG